GACGUUUUAGUCAAGUAGGACAAAAUGGCGACACAAAGUCGAAGACGAACUCGUUUUUUUCUCGACCUCAUUUUAAUGAUAUUUCUGUUCAUUUUAUGUCUUGACUUUAGUAUGGGUUUGCGGUGCUAUUGCAGUCCAUGCCAUGAAAAAGAUUUCAACAAUACAUGUCUGGCCCCUCCGAAUAGUAUGUGCUUCGCUGUGAUUAGAAUGGUGAAUGAAAAUGGAGAAAGAAUACAUGAACUUGCCUAUGGAUGUCUACCAGGAUUUGAAGGAGGAACUACCAUGCAGUGCCAGAUCAGUUUGGUUCCUCACAGUACCCCAACUGCCAUUGAAUGUUGUGAUGACAGGGACAGAUGUAAUGAGGGUGUGAAGCCAGUCUAUGUAGAAAGGUCCACCACUACAAAUCCAGAAACUGUCCCGAGCCAGUACACCGGUCCUCAGAACAUGACCCAGGUUGCCCUCCUCCUGUCUCUAGUGGUCUGCUUUGCUGUACUGGUGAUCACUGCCACAAUAUUCUAUCUCAGGUUCCGCAAGCGAGACCAGGACCGGGAGAACAUGCUUCAAGACAUCGAGAAGAAAGGCAUUCUGAUUCCCCACGAUGAGACCCUCUCUGACAUGAUUGACCAGUCGUCAGGCAGCGGAUCAGGACUUCCUCUGCUGGUUCAAAGAACAAUAGCCAAGCAGAUUCAGCUGGUAAAGUCCAUUGGAAAGGGCCGAUAUGGUGAGGUAUACAAGGCCAAAUGGCGCGGAGAAAAUGUGGCCGUGAAGAUCUUCCUGACCACGGAGGAGGCCAGCUGGUUUAGGGAGACGGAACUGUACCAGACUGUGCUACUGCGGCACGAUAAUAUACUGGGGUUCAUAGCUGCGGACAUCAAGGGUACCGGCUCAUGGACCCAGCUCUUCCUUAUCACUGAUUACCAUGACAACGGUUCCCUGUACGACUACCUGACAGAGAACACCCUCGACUGCCACGACAUGCUGCUCAUGUCGCAUUCCAUCGCAUGUGGUCUCUCUCAUCUUCACAAUGAGAUAUUCGGCACUAGAGGCAAACCAGCCAUUGCUCACAGAGACAUCAAAACCAAGAACAUACUUGUGAAGAGAGACGGCAGUUGCUGCAUAGCAGAUCUGGGGCUGGCUGUGAAAUAUGUCAGCGAAACAAACGAGGUGGAUGUUGCUACGAAUACUCGUCAGGGAACAAAGCGUUACAUGCCUCCCGAGGUUCUAGAUGAGUCCAUUAAUGUGUACUCAUUUGACGCCUACAGGCAGGGAGAUAUGUAUUCAUUUGGCCUCUGCGUGUGGGAAUUAGCUAAACGAACAAUUAUUGGAGGUGUUGUGGAGGAGCAGGUUAUACCCUACCAAGAUCUUGUGCCAUCAGACCCAAGCUUUGAAGACAUGAAAGUUGUAGUGUGCGACAACAAGCAGAGACCAGAUAUCUCAGAAAGAUGGAUGCAAGAUGACAUAAUGAAGGUGGUUACCAAGGUGAUGACAGAAUGUUGGAGCGGCAAUCCAGCAGGCCGACUCACUUCUCUCCGUGUGAAAAAGACUCUUGCAAAGCUGGAAGAGAUAUUGCAAGCAACAGAAAAAAUUGAGAGACUAAAAGCCAUUCAGCCUUGAGGGGUGUUUUGCCCUUAAAAACGUUUGUAAAGACCAUUUACCAUUCCAUGACUGGAUGUGCUUUAAGCAGGUGUUUAGAAAUAAACCUCCCGCUGUGAAAAAGGGGCUUAAUGCAUGUGCGUAAAGCUUCAUCACAGAUCUGCCUGUGCAGUUGGCACUGGGUUUUACGGGCACAACACUCCUUUUAUCCUGGAUAUUUGUUUAUUCUCUUUUAGAGACUUUACAUGAAAAAACUGCAUAGAGGUGGGCAGUGUUGUCCUGUGUGGGCUGCGCAGGCUAAUCUGGGAAAACACUUUUUUCACCUGCUGGAAGCCCUUUUUUCCUAGAGUGUGACUCAUAUGUAUCCAAGUGAGAAGACUAAAGUGGUUUUGCAUCUCUCAUAGCUGAAACUUAAUAUGCUGUAGUGUGCCAACAUGUUUGUUGAUUGUGCUCAUGUGAUUAUGAAGGGUUGAGCUCAUUCAGGUCAUUUAUGACAUUGAUUAUGAGAUCAUAGUUGUGCUGAGCACACUGAGGUUUUUAAGGUGUACAGUUUUUAGUCAGAUGUAAUUCGUUUAGGCCAAAGCAGCAACUCAAAUUGUUGUAAGGACUGAAUUUAUGACUUAAUUCAUGAUUGUCAGAGAAAUAGUGAUUGUUCAAUGUGUGUAUGGUAGUUAAUAGAAAUCAUGGGUCAAUUUCUCCUUUUAAAGCAAUUGUGAAUAUCCCGGUACAUGUAUAUGGUGCCAUUUAGUACCAGUUUUCUUUUUUAAUUUUGUAAGUGGUACAGACAUUGUUGUAAAAUAUAUUCAAAUACAGUGCUUUGUUACAAGAUGGAAGUUAUUUAAUUAAAAUAAAUAUAUGAAUGUUA
Dreissena polymorpha is the source of this 2458-nucleotide messenger RNA. RefSeq names its product bone morphogenetic protein receptor type-1B-like. Gene Ontology annotation, biological process: dorsal/ventral pattern formation; cellular response to growth factor stimulus; BMP signaling pathway. Gene Ontology annotation, cellular component: plasma membrane; signaling receptor complex. The coding region runs from base 25 to 1614 and encodes 529 amino acids. Gene Ontology annotation, molecular function: ATP binding; SMAD binding; metal ion binding. The record is from RefSeq and is a predicted model, not a curated record. NCBI's taxonomy places the organism in Eukaryota, Metazoa, Mollusca, Bivalvia, Myida, Dreissenidae. The transcript is spliced from 11 exons.